AGCUCGCGCUCCUUACACAGGUAAAGGAAACCUUUACCGCGUUAGUUAAGUUAUUGUUGGAACAUAUAUAGGCAGCUGCGCUUAACAACUCCGUGAAGUUUAGCAAUGCCCACUGAGGUAGCAACGCAAACGUUUUCCCGCUAAGGCAGUUAACGCUUACGAAAAACUACAUGUUGCAACAAACCGCCAGCCGUUUGGUUGCAUAGGCACAUAUAGGCGUUCCUUCGAGCGUCGUGGGCGCAAUCCUUGCAAAGCGCGCCAUGGCAACCACCAGCAAUCUGACAGGCCGUGCCAAGCAAGGGUCCAACAUCAUUGCCGUAAUAUCAGAGCUCGAAUCUUCAGCGUUGGAUGCGAUGAUUGACUACUGGGCACGCAGCUAUUGCCUUAGUGCGGUCCGACUUGCGUGUCGAGCACUUCGCAAAGCCGUCGACAGCAGCGUACGGGAGCUUAGCCUUCAAGUCAGGCUCGCAGACCUGGAAGUCUUGAAUGCAGGGCUGUUGCCGUCUCUCGCGCGAUGGCCUCGCUGCAGCACGGUUAAGUUCGACUAUGCAGCGGCUCAUGACGAGCUAGACGCCGCAGAGGCAUUAGCGAUAUUCGCUUCGCCGUUUAUUGGGCUUCCUCUUGAAGCCAGACGGCGCAUCACCCACAUAAGUAUCCACGAGUUGGAGAUUGAAAAGCCUUCGAUGGAUCCAGACGACGAGGAACCCGAAAUGGAAUGCUGUUGCGUGCCCGACAGCCCGGCAGUGGUGGCUCUCCUGGCUUACUGGCUGCCGGGUCUCCGUGAGGUGAACCUCGCCCAUCUGUACAGCCUGUCGUACAAAAGCCUGCACCUGCUGGUCAUGUACGAAGGCCUGGCCUCUCUGCCGUACCUUGAGCGACUCAGCUUGCCCAACACCCGUACGCUCAAGUGCAUUGAAGCUCUUGCAAUGGAGGGCGGAGGCGCUGGCUGCAGCAGCGGCAGCGGCGGCACCCUAACAAGUCUGCAUGUCAACUGCUGCCCAGACUAUGUAGACCUGGGCUUCAACGCGGGGGCCGGUAGCGGCUUGGCACACCUGGGCUCCCUGCAACAACUGGAACUACAAUAUGUGGUCUUCGACACGAUCAAUACGGCAGCCGAAGCUGAGGACGAGGAGCAUUCUGACCACUGCUGGGCGAUGGGGCAGCUGCUGCGCAGCCUGCCGGCCUCGCUGCAGUCCCUGCGUUUCAGCGGAUGCAGGAUGUCGGAAGACUUGCCCAAUGGGACGUCCAACUCCGACCAGCUAGAUGCCACGAUUCGGCUGGCUGCAGGCCGUGUGACGAGUGUGGAGCUGACGGACUGGCAAGGUAGCACCGCUCUGGUAGACUUUGCAGCCAUGUUAAGACACGGACUGCUACGCAGCCUCGUGACGUGGCAGCAGGAGAAGUGGCGGCAGCAGCAGCAGCAGGAGGAUCAGCAGCCGCUGCUGGGGUGUUUACGAGCCGCCAGCAUAGGGGUCAGCAGCUUCGUGCCGCACCUGCUAUCAGGCGAUCGGGGCGAACAGGGCGAGGCGGACGAUGGAGAGGAGCAGGGCGAGGACCUGCGGAUGCUGCUAAGGCGCUUCGAGCGGGUAGAGGUGAAGGAUCUUCACCUGCAGCCCGGGACGUGCCUGGAGGCUGUACGGCAAGCAGUUGAACUGCUUGGCGAACCCGAGAGCUUGCAGCUAGACAUCUCCACACGAUGGCCUGGGGGCAGCGAUGGCAACGGCAACUCUCAUACACUCUGCAUUAACGUAUCAGGGACCGGCGCCCAUGCACUGUGUGAGCAGCAGCAGCAGCAGCCAACCAAGCCGCAGCAGUUGCCUGGCGCCGCGGAGCUGCUUCAGUCUGCACUGCUGAGGAUGACGGCCGGCGCCACGGCACUUGGGACGGCGGUGCCGGAGGCAGCAGCUACGAACGAGGGGCGUGGGCAGACAGGCUAUGACAGCGAGUUACUUCUGCUACAAGGCCCGUCGUUUGCGUUGCUGACUCAAGGGCCGGCGGUCCUCCAGGAAUGGCUGCGGUUGGUAGACAAGCGAGCCACGGUGACUGCAGGCAGCGGGAAGUGCAUCUGUGCGUGUUAUGCGCUGCCCUUUGCUUCCAGCCUUGUUGUGCACUGCAUGAAGGGCAAGGCCGCGGCUGUUGCGGCGGCGGCAAGUGCGUUGUUGGAGGUUGCUGGGGUGACGCCUGGCUCAGCGCGGGUGCUGUCGUUGAAGCCCGCAACUCGCGGCAAUGUGCCACGGGGCCUUUUCUUGUGCAGCCUUCAACGGGUGGUCCAGGAGGCGUGGGACGCCGCGGCCCCGCAGCCCGGCGAGGCCGGCGGCAACAUCGGCUGGCGGCGGCUGGAGUGGCUGCUGGGGCUGAGGGAGGGGCUGGGGAUGCCGCCGAUCGUUUGGCUGUAGAGCACUGCUUUGAGAGGAGCUUACGGAGCUGGGGUUGCAGCAUAGGUAGCAUAGGUGGCGGGGUUUCUGUUGGCAAAGGUGGAAGGGAACGAAAAAGUAUUGAUAGUGGCAACCCGUGGAGGUGGGAGGGAGCGUACGCGCGUGCGGCAUGCUUCAUGUGAGGCUAGGAGUGGGGUUGACCGAGAUCGAGGCAACAACUACUUCAGGAGGGACGAGGCAUGGGUGUUUACGUGUGAAAGGGCUUGGUUAGGACAGCGCGAGUUGUGGCGGUUCCAUGGGUUUCCCGUUUCUCGUGGUUGUGCUCAGUCAAUGACCUUGGUUGACGGAGCAUUGCAGGAGGCGCUUUGAAAGCGACGGUGUAUGGUUUCGUGGUGGAGGGGGGCGAGUGUAUUCACUGGCAUUUCGUCUGGCUCUCGGGGUGGAAAACACAUGGAGAAGCCUGCCCCGCUGUAGUCUGCAUGGGGAGCAUAAGAAGGCGCUAUUAUUUCGGUUGCCGCACAACAUUGUUGGGCUGUCGCCUGGCGGUCAGUAUUUCUAUGGGGUUCAGAGUUAUGUAGGAAGCCUCUCUGCAGUUGCAGUUGUAUAGGCUUGGAAGAGUGUGGCGUGCAACUGCUCGCAACAAAACAAGAGCGAAAAGGCGAAGACGGGGUUGAGCUGGUAAGGAUGGCGGAAAUCUUGUUAAUGGUUGUUGUCGAAAUCUCCUCUUUGCUG
Astrephomene gubernaculifera is the source of this 3107-nucleotide messenger RNA. NCBI's taxonomy places the organism in Eukaryota, Viridiplantae, Chlorophyta, Chlorophyceae, Chlamydomonadales, Astrephomenaceae. The record is from the annotation of a GenBank genome assembly.